AUGGGCAAGAAAAGAGUUUUGGUUGGUUAUGGCAUCGACCUGGACGCCGUCGCAAACUGGAUUAACACCUGCGAUGGAUCGCCACAAACUCCGACAAAUGUCUCUCGAGGAGUCUUUGGGGCUACAGUAGGCACGGAUAGGUUGCUCAAGAUGUUCGACAAGUACGGCAUCAAAGCCACCUGGUUCACGCCAGCGCACACGUUAGAGAGCUUUCCAAAGCAGCUGGCGAAAGUGAGAGACUCCGGCCAUGAGAUUGGGUUGCAUGGUUACACGCACGAAAACAUCGCCAAGCUCAAUGCACAACAGCAGCUGGACGUCCUCACGCGCUCCAUUGAUGCAGUGACGAAGUUCACAGGCAAGAAGCCAAAGGGUUACACUGCUCCACUUUGGGCGACGUCGAAAGAGUUGAUUCCACAGCUCCAGGAUGCUGGCAUUCUUUAUGAUCACUCUUUCAUGCAUCAUGAUGUGCAGCCUUACUGGGCGCCGGAUACCUCGGCAUUUUCGUGGGUGGAGACCAAUGUAGCCAAUUCAGCGAGCUCCUGGAUGAUGCCAAUGACUACGAUGAAGCCAUCGAAGGUGGUUGAGUAUAACUUAGUCGAACGCCUGCUGACGUUCUUGUUGAUCCCUUCGAAUUGGCAUCUCGACGACUGGCCACCUCUGAAUCCAAUUCCAGAUAUGGGCUGGGCUCAAGGCUAUGUCGAUACGCAUACGGUUGAGACACUCUGGAAAGAGCAAUUUGACUUCGCCUAUCGCGAGUAUGAUGAAUUCAUCUUUCCCAUGUCGAUACAUCCUCAGGUCUCAGGCAAGCCACAGGUGAUCAUGAUGCAUGAUCGAAUCAUUGAGCACAUCAACAAGCAUCCUGGUGUGGAGUGGAUGACUUUGAGCGAGAUGGCUGAGGAAUUUGUUGCUGGGAAAAUCACAGGUGCGACCAUCGAAGGGGGCGUCGACCCUAAUGCAAGAAUGUGA
Molecule: messenger RNA, 966 nt
Organism: Pseudocercospora fijiensis CIRAD86
Lineage: Eukaryota; Fungi; Ascomycota; Dothideomycetes; Mycosphaerellales; Mycosphaerellaceae
Exons: 5
Coding region: 1-966 (321 amino acids)
Biological process (GO): carbohydrate metabolic process
Molecular function (GO): hydrolase activity, acting on carbon-nitrogen (but not peptide) bonds
Source: RefSeq, a predicted model, not a curated record